Messenger RNA from Eremothecium gossypii ATCC 10895, 909 nucleotides. It is a transcript of the gene ADE1, whose product is annotated as phosphoribosylaminoimidazolesuccinocarboxamide synthase. Gene Ontology annotation, molecular function: phosphoribosylaminoimidazolesuccinocarboxamide synthase activity. The coding region runs from base 1 to 909 and encodes 302 amino acids. Gene Ontology annotation, biological process: 'de novo' IMP biosynthetic process. Lineage: Eukaryota; Fungi; Ascomycota; Saccharomycetes; Saccharomycetales; Saccharomycetaceae. The transcript has a single exon. Gene Ontology annotation, cellular component: cytoplasm. The record is from RefSeq and is marked provisional.
AUGAGCAUAGUGCAGACACAGCUGGGCGGCAUCCUGCCGUUAGUGGCGCGUGGUAAGGUGCGGGAUAUCUACGAGGUUGAUCAGGAGACGUUGCUGUUUGUGGCUACUGACCGGAUCUCGGCCUAUGAUGUGAUCAUGGCGAAUGCUAUCCCCGACAAGGGUGUGCUGUUGACGCGGCUGUCUGAGUUCUGGUUUAAAUUCUUGGAGAAAGACGUCCGCAACCACCUCCGGGCGCCGUGUGAGGGGCUUUUUGGUGGUCUACCUGAUGCGCUAACGUCACCCGAGUACCGCUCACAGCUAGAGGGGCGGAGCCUGCUCGUGCAACGGUACCGGUUGAUACCACUUGAGGUCAUCGUGCGCGGUUACAUUACGGGCUCUGCCUGGAAGGAGUACCAGGAGCGCGGCACAGUGCAUGGCCUGGCUCUACCUGCCGGGCUGCGUGAGUCUGAGGAGUUACCCGAGCCGAUGUUCACUCCGUCUACCAAAGCGGAGCAGGGUGCGCACGAUGAGAAUAUAUCACCAGCACAGGCUGCAGACCUAAUUGGGCAGGAGCUUUGUGACCGCGUGGCUGCCUUGGCAAUUCGCUUGUAUUCGAAGUGCAAGAAGUAUGCCAGGGAGCGCGGCAUUAUUAUUGCAGACACGAAGUUUGAGUUUGGCAUUGAUGACAAGUCAGGCGAGAUUGUUCUUGUCGAUGAGGUCUUGACCCCAGAUUCUUCUCGUUUCUGGAAUGCUGCGAACUACGAAGUUGGUAAGCCUCAGGAUUCAUAUGAUAAACAGUUUUUGCGCAAUUGGCUCACUAGCAACAAGUUGAAUGGUGUCGAUGGGGUCAGCAUGCCCGAGGAGAUCGUGACGCGCACGAAGGAGAAAUAUGUUGAGGCCUACGAAGCACUUACAGGCGCGAAAUGGUAA